Messenger RNA from Botrytis porri, 267 nucleotides. RefSeq lists its product as uncharacterized. NCBI's taxonomy places the organism in Eukaryota, Fungi, Ascomycota, Leotiomycetes, Helotiales, Sclerotiniaceae. The coding region runs from base 1 to 267 and encodes 88 amino acids. Gene Ontology annotation, cellular component: cytosolic small ribosomal subunit; ribosome. The transcript has 2 exons. Gene Ontology annotation, biological process: endonucleolytic cleavage to generate mature 3'-end of SSU-rRNA from (SSU-rRNA, 5.8S rRNA, LSU-rRNA); translation; endonucleolytic cleavage in ITS1 to separate SSU-rRNA from 5.8S rRNA and LSU-rRNA from tricistronic rRNA transcript (SSU-rRNA, 5.8S rRNA, LSU-rRNA). The record is from RefSeq and is a predicted model, not a curated record. Gene Ontology annotation, molecular function: structural constituent of ribosome.
AUGGAAAACGACAAGGGAGAACUCGUUGAUCUUUACGUUCCACGUAAGUGCAGCGCCACCAACCGUAUCAUCAAGGCCAAGGACCACGGAUCCGUCCAAAUCUCCAUCGCAAAGGUUGACGAGAACGGACGCGCUACUGGCGAGAACCAAGUUUACGCCCUUUGCGGUUUCAUCAGAGCUAUGGGAGAGUCCGAUGAUUCUUUGAACCGAUUGGCUCAACGUGAUGGUUUGUUGAAGAACGUCUGGAGCGGUCAAUCCCAAAGAUAA